CCCAUUUCAGCACGCAGUGGCAGUGGUGCAAAAUGCUUUGUGGUGCAUAAAAUUGACAACUCAAAAAGGUUCCCCAUUUCAUCCCGUAAUCUGUUAACUUAUUUUCUCACACAGCUCUAACAGUCUUUCGUAGUCUUUGUCUUAAUUUAUGUUUAACAUUUAGAUGGCUAUUUGCAUUCCCUGCCGGGAAUCUUCGGCCAGUGGAAUUUCUCAGGCAUGAUGGAAUAAUUUAUCUCCGCGUUUCUUUUUGUCUUUCAUAUGCUUUGCAGGACAGCAUACUGCAUCUUUGACUUGUGGUCCCGUUUGAUAAGCUAGCUGUGGCAGUGACAAAAAUAUCUCCAUUAUAUAAAGUUUUGUUUCUCAUUAAAUUAUACUUUACCUGUGCGGCUGAGAUGGGAAUGACUGGAUCUGGAAUGCGGUAAAGGAUAGAAGAUAUCCGGGAACCAGUGAUGUCUCCCGUUCGGACUACUAUGUCUCUUCAAUGCAGCCAUUUUGUCACCUUUUGAAAGAUUUGUCGAACAGCAUCAUUUCAUUGCCCUUAUGGAGAAAUGUUGAUCUACCGUUUGCAUGUUUUGAAAGUUUUGUAUUUAGUUGACCGAGCUGUAAAGUGACGACGAAAUCCGUACUAAUUUAUUGCGGACGCCGGUUGCCCCGUCAUGUCCUACGUUCCCCGCACCUCUACCCGCACUCGCACCGUAAAAGUUUUAACACCGGAACUGACCAUCGCAUCACGAGACUCUAUUAAAACCUCCCCCGCUGUCGCCGCCACCACCCCGCCCGCCUCCAAACCCGUCACAGAAACCAGUGAGCCGGAAUCGGAGGAAAUUCCCAUGGCAGCCAUUGAGGCCGGAUCGCCGCGGCCCGAACCAGUACUGGAUGGGGAGACCAGUGGGAAAGAGGAUCGCGAUAUUUUGGGCACCACGUUGGAAGGAAAACUGUCCAAUGGGACGCCUUCGGAGACAAAGGACAAAGAUGCUGUUGUGGUACUGGCCGAGACACCCCAAUCUGAGCAGAAACUUGUAAUUGCAUCGGCGUCCGCGCCGAAACCCACCGGAGCGGUGUCGCUCAGUCCCGGAUUGCUGAAAUUGAAGCCCGCGUCCGUCCCAGUUAAAUCCGCGGUUGUCGCGCCACAUGCUGGGACGUUUAUCCAUCCGGCACCUAAAACGGGUGUUCCAUUCAAACGCAAGCUAAAUUUCGACAUCACUAACGGCACCGUGACGAAGCAGAUCAAGACUGAGACCCUGAAAGUCAUCCCCGGAAUUGUCCACGCCUCAUCGUCUUCGCUUGCCGGCGAUGUUAAGCCCAUUUUCAGUGCGGUUACACCAGCAACCGGGGCGGGUGGAACACCUGUGGGAGCAACGUCUUCCUCCGCGGCUGCCGUUCCUGGGGUGCAGGUGGUCAAGAUCACCAUGCCCGGCGCGCCCAACACCACCACUCCCAUUCUCAAGAAGGACUUCAAAGCGCCAGCUCCGCCCACAGGCGUCGCCGCUACACCGACACUGAAACGUUCUGUCCCCCGCAAACUAUCAGGGAGAACGUCGGCAACGGCCAGCCGAUCCAGUAGUGUCAGCGGUGACAACGGUACAGAUGACUCGGAUGAUGAUUCGAACGGGAUGUCUUCUUCGCGCUUUGAUUCGUCAUUGAAUGUCAUUACCAAGAAGUUCUUUGAAUUGUUCAAGAACUCUCCAGACGGGAUUGUCGAUCUGAAUGAGGCCAGUUCGCAACUGCAUGUGCCCAAGCGAAGAAUUUAUGAUAUUACGAAUGUCCUGGAGGGAAUUGGUCUGACGAAGAAGAAAUCCAAAAAUCGCGUGGAAUGGAUCAAUAAAGAUGGGAGUAUUCAAGAAGAAGAGGAUUCUUCAGAUGAGGACCGCGCGCUGAAUCAAGCCUUGGAAGACGUAGAGAAGUUGACACUGGAACUGUUUCGGAAGGAAAAGAAGCAUCUGUAUGUCCGUCCAGAAGCUUUGAAGGAAAUCGAUUAUGUCCAUAACAAAACAAUUAUCUGCGUUAAAAAGCGAGCGGAUACAAAACUCAUCGUCUAUCCCAGUGAUCCGCGGCGUCUCAGUAUUGGCACAACCGCUGAUUACAGCCAGCAGAUGUGGCUGGUGCCGACGUUUUUGUGGCCGGGAUGGGAAGCCGGUGGAGAAACGGUUCGAGCGGCAGAAAUGCUGAUGUCGCCCAUCAAACAAGAGAGUAUUGAGCUACCGCCAGAAAUCAAACAAGAACCGAUAGAUGAAACGGCACUGCUGGAUGAUACACUGGACACCACACUGAACAACUCCAUCUGCUCUAACUCGGAGGCGGGAAUGGUCUUCAAUGAUUCUAUGCUUACUGUGUCGGAGCUAUCCGAUUCAACAUGCGGAGCCGGUCAUUCGCAGACAGACAGCGAUUAUUCGCAGAUCGACUACUCGCUGUCGCCGCAGAAAUACUGGCCACUUCCGGCAUCUCCGAACAGCGUCAAUCCCCCUCCGGAACUGCUGGCCAUGGAGCCCUUCGAGGGAUUCGAUUUCAUGUUCGGAUUGGAUUUGUCCGAGGAGGGCUUCGGCGAGAUGCUGCAGCUGAACUUAUAAGGUCGUCCUGCGGCAUAUGCUGAAGAUUGCCUGUGUCAGCGACUGAGAGAACACACCGCAAGGUCUUGUGAAUUCCGGUUAUGCGUUCCGUGUAGAGGAAACUGUUGUGUGUCAUUUCUCUCUUAUUAGCAUAAUUCCAACAGCCAAGGCAGUUUUAAGAUUUCAUGUGAACUAAUUUGAAUGUUUUGAAAUUCGCAGUUUGAUUAUAUGAAUGUUCAUUGUAAGUAUGUAAUUGUCUUAUGUUAGCGGGUUUCUUUUUUCUCAUCCUCUUUGCAUGGAUGUACGUGGUUUGUUUGCAAAUGUUUUGGAAUUUUUUUAUUGUCAUUCUUUUUGCAGUGUAGCCGCUGUUUGCACGUCAGCAAGAAUUGAAUUGUCGAUGCGUGUG
Messenger RNA from Paramacrobiotus metropolitanus, 2952 nucleotides. Its product is annotated as transcription factor E2F1-like. Gene Ontology annotation, cellular component: RNA polymerase II transcription regulator complex. Bases 657 to 2567 code for a protein of 636 amino acids. The record is from RefSeq and is a predicted model, not a curated record. The transcript has 12 exons. Gene Ontology annotation, biological process: regulation of transcription by RNA polymerase II. NCBI's taxonomy places the organism in Eukaryota, Metazoa, Tardigrada, Eutardigrada, Parachela, Macrobiotidae. Gene Ontology annotation, molecular function: RNA polymerase II cis-regulatory region sequence-specific DNA binding; DNA-binding transcription factor activity, RNA polymerase II-specific.